AUGCCCAAAUCGUAUUCCCUGGCUGUGAAUGGCAAGACGCUGGGCUGCGUGGCAUUCGUCGCUUUGCUGAAGCAGCUCGUAGCCUCCGUGAACGAUGGCAGGAUUCUCAGCCUGCACGCGGCUUGGGAGUCGGUCCAGCACACCUCCUGUGGCUCGUUAUCGGAUGAGCUAAGGGGCGAGGCUUCGUCUUUGUUCCAAUCUCUGGCUGCCGGGCGCCCCAUCGAAGGUGGCGCGAAGCUUCCGCUGAGCGAGGAGGCACUAUUCACGGUUGUCCGCGACCGCAAGCGUGCUCUGAAAGCUCAAUGGGAGGAGCGAGCAUUCGGAGAUGAGUCGGUUCGCCGCACUUACUGGAAGGAGCUGAAGACAUCCCUUGCGAGGGAGGAGAACAUGGUCAAGACGCAGAAUGCCCGCGUGGCGGACCAGCAACUCAUGGAAGGUGUCAAGGCCUGGCAGGAGUGGCUGGACAAAGACGAAGACACUGGCACGGACGAGAUCUGCAACUUGCUGGGAGUGCUGAUGACGAGAAUGCCGGGUGCUUCCUUGUCCAGGGCCAGCCGAAUCGCCAUCCAGGCGGCAGCCCGGCGCAUGUCUGCUACACGUAGCGCUGUGGCCCAUGCCCUGGAGCGGCAGAAUGAUCUGCAGCGGAAGGCGGUUGCAUGGGGCGAGAAAGCUGCUCAACAG
Messenger RNA from Symbiodinium sp. CCMP2456, 681 nucleotides. Lineage: Eukaryota; Dinophyceae; Suessiales; Symbiodiniaceae. The record is from the annotation of a GenBank genome assembly.